AGACAGGCUCAAACUCUCGACCUCAGGAUAACUCAAUCAGCUAUGAGACCUACGCGCUAGCCAACUGCGCCACCACCCCUAAUGGUUAGAUGUCGCAGUGUGCUAUACUUUAUAAAUGCGAAUUAUUAUGCUAUAUAAUCUCCUCUUUUAUCUGUAUCCCUAUUUUUGGUUGCUUUGACUAAACCGGUAGGGACCUAGAGGUUAUGAUGAUCAGUCAUUUCAUGUCCCGAAUACUGGGUGCUUGGCUUCUCUUCCUAAUUUCUUUUGUUGAAAUAAGGGGCAGUGACGAUGGUAGUUACAUGCAACAGAUUUUAAGCUCAGCCCAACAGGAUAAAGAUUGGUUAGUAUCUAUCAGGAGACAAAUCCAUGAAAACCCAGAACUCGGAUUCGAAGAACAUAACACCAGUGCUAUUAUUCGCAGGGAACUCGAUAAACAUGACAUCCCUUAUCGAUACCCAGUUGCUAAAACUGGCGUUGUUGCCCAAAUUGGUUCAGGUUCUCGCCCUGUCGUUGCUCUCCGGGCAGACAUGGAUGCUCUUCCCUUGCAAGAGCUGGUUCAGUGGGAACAUAUGAGCAAAAUUGAGGGUAAGAUGCAUGGAUGUGGACAUGAUGCUCACACCACAAUGCUCCUCGGUGCUGCCAAGUUGCUUAAUCAGCGUAAACACAAACUUAAGGGGACUGUGCGACUUCUUUUCCAACCGGCAGAAGAGGGAGGUGCUGGUGCAUCUCAUAUGAUAAAAGAGGGUGCAUUAGGUGAUGCUGAAGCAAUAUUUGCAAUGCAUAUUGGUAGUCAUUUAUCCACUGGAAGCAUUUCUUCACUAUCUGGGCCAGUCUUAGCUGCUGUAUGCUUCUUCGAAGCUAAAAUUGAAGGCAAAGGUGGCCUUGCUGCAGAGCCGCAUACUAAUGUGGAUCCAAUACUUGCUGCAUCAUUUGCUGUUCUGGCACUGCAACAUCUCAUCUCAAGAGAAGCUGAUCCCCUCAAUAGUAAUGUGCUUUCUGUUACUUAUGUCAGAGGUGGGAUUUCCCUGAAUGUAAUUCCACCAUAUGUUGAAUUUGGGGGCACUUUAAGGAGUCUUACGACUGAGGGUUUGCAUCAACUCCAGCUGAGGUUGAGAGAGGUCAUUGAAGGUCAGGCUGCUGUGCACAGAUGUAACGCAUAUGUUGACCUGAAAGAGGAUGAAUACCCAUCAUAUCCUGCUGUUGUGAAUGAUAAAAACUUGAAUAUGCAUGUUCAGAGAGUUGGUAGUCUUCUUCUUGGUCCUGAAAAUGUCAAGACAGGCGAGAAGGUGAUGGCUGGGGAGGAUUUUGCUUUCUAUCAAGAAUUGAUUCCUGGAGUCAUGCUCAGCAUAGGAAUUAGAAAUGAAAAAUUGGGUUCAGUAUACUCUCCACAUUCACCUUAUUUCUUCAUCGACGAGGAUGUUCUUCCAAUUGGAGCAGCAUUACACACUGCCCUAGCCGAGACUUAUUUAGAUGACCAUCAACAUUCUGAUAUAAAGUAAAAAAUAAAAAAAAUUAGAAAAGACAGAAUUGUUUGCAUACUUUGAAUAAGUAAAUAGUGCCCCAUAUAUUGUAUUGAACAAUGCAUCUUGCAACUGAUUAAAUGGUCAAAACCUUAUUCCUUAGGAAUCUUAGUAAGAGCUGCUUUAUGUAUUAAAACUAAACUACAAGAAUCUGUCUAUAUGGUGUUAUUUUUUUUUUUUCUAAUGAAAUGAACUUUUGCACAUUAGACUGA
Messenger RNA from Ricinus communis (castor bean), 1732 nucleotides. RefSeq names its product IAA-amino acid hydrolase ILR1-like 5. The coding region runs from base 204 to 1499 and encodes 431 amino acids. Lineage: Eukaryota; Viridiplantae; Streptophyta; Magnoliopsida; Malpighiales; Euphorbiaceae. Gene Ontology annotation, molecular function: IAA-Ala conjugate hydrolase activity. The record is from RefSeq and is a predicted model, not a curated record. The transcript has 5 exons. Gene Ontology annotation, biological process: auxin metabolic process. Gene Ontology annotation, cellular component: endoplasmic reticulum.